Messenger RNA from Stegostoma tigrinum, 5773 nucleotides. RefSeq names its product large tumor suppressor kinase 2 (gene lats2). The transcript has 8 exons. The record is from RefSeq and is a predicted model, not a curated record. The coding region runs from base 318 to 3734 and encodes 1138 amino acids. Gene Ontology annotation, cellular component: nucleus; spindle pole. Gene Ontology annotation, biological process: regulation of organ growth; G1/S transition of mitotic cell cycle; peptidyl-serine phosphorylation. NCBI's taxonomy places the organism in Eukaryota, Metazoa, Chordata, Chondrichthyes, Orectolobiformes, Stegostomatidae. Gene Ontology annotation, molecular function: protein binding; protein serine/threonine kinase activity; ATP binding.
CUCCGCCCACAUACUGUGGCGUUGGGAUGGGUGAGGAGAAAAUAGAUUUCCAUCACAGUUGAGAACUCUCGUACAGGCUUCUCUCAAACGAACGGACAAACACAAAAGAAUAAAAUUAAACCCUUGGGAAAACCAACUCAACUAAAUGGCGAAAAUAAGCUUGCCCAUAAGAAUGGAAGCAAAGUAGAUUUUAUGUUGAAACAAACUUAAGGACCACAAGCAUCAGUAAAAAGAAUAACAUCACGAGGAUUGAAAAUCUUUUCAGUGCCUGAAACCCAAAGACAGCUUAUUUAUGAUAAACAAAAGUUGCUUUUGUGAUGAGGCCAAAGACCUUUCCAGCCACUUCAUAUACUGGAAACAGCCGUCAGAGACUGCAGGAAAUUCGGGAGGGGUUGAAACAACCUCAUAAACCCUCAGGCCAGGCUUUAAAUGUUGGCUCCAACAAUGAAACCCCGCUAGACCUGAAAGCCAUAGUUGCAAAGGAUGCUACCAGACAACAACAAAUGCGACCUGUCCCAAAAUUUGGGCCUCAUCAGAAAGCUCUCCGAGAAAUCAGAAACUCUCUGAGGCCAUUUGCAAAUGAGUCUGGUUCAUCUGCCAGUGUUGAAGUAAAUAGACAGAUGUUACAAGAGUUGGUGAAUGCUGGAUGUGAUCAGGAAAUGGCAAUCCGAGCACUGAAGCAGACUGGCAGCAGAAACUUAGAAGCUGCUCUAGACUUCAUAAGUAAGAUGGGCUACCUGGAUCCUAGGACUGAACGGAUCGUAAGAGUUAUUAAGCAAACAUCAUCAGGAAAAAGUAUUGGAUCACAUCCUCUUGAUCGUAGGCCAAGUUUUGAAGGAUCAAAUGACUCUUUGUCUACUUAUCAUCAGAUGGGCAAUCCAAUGUAUGAUUUAGCAGAUACUGGAGCUGCAAAUGCACCAAAUAUGAAUUUUUUAGUUGCUGCUGGACAAGCUGUAACAGUUAACACUCCAGGGCAAAGGUGCUCCCCCUUAGGACCUCACUCUGCAAUUGGUGGACAGAAUCCUCCAUCAAAUGCUAUGUUCUCAUCCACAACUUGUGAUAUUAAACAUCAACAAAUACCGUUUUCAGCCAAAGGAGAAACAGGCCAAUCUGUUCAAAUGCUAAAUUACACUCUUUCAAAUCAUAGCAGCCAACCAAUUGCAUUGCAAAGCCCUCAAGUGUCAAGCAAUCCACAUUAUUUGAGGCAGCAUUUAAUGGCUCAAGGAGAAAAUAAUGUCUCCCUAGGUUAUGCUGUCCAAAGAAGUUCAUCUUUCCAAAACAAGGUGCAACAAGAAGGAAAUUAUGGAACCCUUCAUAAUAAAAGCCCUGUUACUCAAGGCAUUCCUGGCCAGACGUUCCAACAACCUCCAACAGUUUUAUACUUGCCUCAGUCCCAUCAUAGACAACAAAGUCCUACAUCUCCUCAAAUACAAAUGUUAUCAAGCCUAACUUCUUCAUUUGGAAAUGAGUUUUCAGAACUUGCUCCAAAUAUGAUCACACCCUCAAGAAAUAGCCUCAACAUGGACAUUUUUGAUAUUAAUCCUUCCCAGGUGCAACAUUGGCAAGUACCAUCUCUUUCAAGGAGGGAUUCCUUGCAGAACACUGGACUAGAAACAUUACCAAGACCACCUAGCCAUCUUAGGCCAGAUAGCCAAAUUCCAAACAGAACUAAUUCGUUCAACAAUCAACUUCAAACUUCACCAUCUGUGAGACAAAUGCAAACCAGCAAAACAGAAUCAUCCCUAAACACUACCAACACUAUUACAGCAGUAACAUCAACCCCUAUUCUUCAACCUGUGAAGAGCAUUCGAGUUCCAAGACCUGAACCUCAAACUGCUGUAGCACCUUCACAUCCAGCAUGGUUGCAGAAUCAGGGUACAGACAGCAAUGAUACAAUGGAGCAAAAAUCCUUGGCACGAGCUGGAGCAGCAGCCUAUAUCCUUGAACCUGAUGAUUACACUAUGAAAGAGAUUAGAUGUCUUCCACCACCGUAUCCAAAACAUUUAUUACUUCAGAACAACGCAGAGCAAUUUGAUGCUAAUGCUAUGUCCAUGGAUGUGGAGCAGUGUAUCAGUGGUGUUCACAGUUUGACAUGCAAUAAGACGGAGGAUAGCAACAAUGAGAAAAGUGAGAAAUGUAGCAAGCCUAAUAAACCAGAGAAGACAGGAAAGGACAAGAAACGUAUUCAAACAUCCCCUGUGCCGUUUCGCAAAAAUAAAGGUGAAGAGAAAAGGGAAUCGCGAAUUAAGAGUUACUCCCCCUUUGCUUUUAAAUUUUUCAUGGAACAACAUGUAGAAAAUAUCAUGAAAACAUAUCAGCAAAAAUUAAACAGAAGGCUACAGUUGGAGCAAGAGAUGUCAAAGGCAGGACUCUCCGAGGCAGAACAGGAGCAGAUGAGGAAAAUGCUUAAUCAGAAAGAGUCUAAUUACAACAGACUGAAAAGAGCAAAAAUGGAUAAGUCACUCUUUGUAAAAGUUAAGACACUGGGAGUUGGUGCCUUUGGGGAGGUCUGCCUAGCUCAAAAGGUGGAUACCAAUGCUCUGUAUGCAAUGAAAACCUUACGGAAAAAGGAUGUGUUAAGUCGUAAUCAAGUGGCCCAUGUGAAAGCAGAGAGAGAUAUUCUGGCUGAAGCUGACAAUGAAUGGGUGGUCAAGCUCUACUAUUCUUUUCAAGAUAAGGAAAAUUUAUACUUCGUGAUGGACUACAUCCCAGGUGGAGAUAUGAUGAGUCUCUUGAUACGAAUGGGAGUUUUUCCUGAGUCACUGGCAAGGUUCUAUAUUGCAGAAUUGACUUUAGCUAUUGAGAGCGUUCACAAAAUGGGAUUUAUUCACAGGGAUAUUAAACCUGACAACAUCCUUAUUGAUCUUGAUGGACACAUUAAGCUCACAGAUUUCGGUCUUUGUACUGGAUUUAGGUGGACUCAUGAUUCCAAAUACUAUCAGAAAGGGAGUCAUGUGAGACAGGACAGCAUGGAACCAAGUGAUCUCUGGGGAGACUUGUCUGACUGUAAGUGCGGUGAUAGAUUAAAGACCCUCGAACAGAGGGCUGCCCGACAACACCAAAGAUGUCUAGCCCACUCAUUGGUUGGAACUCCAAAUUACAUAGCUCCUGAGGUUCUGUUACGCAAAGGAUACACUCAACUUUGUGACUGGUGGAGUGUGGGAGUUAUAAUGUUUGAAAUGUUAGUAGGUCAGCCUCCUUUUCUUGCUCCAACACCUGCAGAAACUCAAAUUAAGGUGAUAAAUUGGGAGAGCACACUCUACAUUCCUCCACAAGUAAAGCUUAGUUCUGAGGCAACAGAUCUCAUCAUAAAGCUCUGUUGCGGAGCCAGUGACAGAUUGGGUGGAAAUGGAGCAAAUGAAAUUAAGGGUCAUCCUUUUUUUGUUUCUAUUGAUUUUUCUGAAGACAUCCGCAGACAGCCAGCACCUUAUGUCCCAAAGAUAAGCCAUCCCAUGGACACGUCCAACUUUGACCCAAUUGAAGAAGAUAACUCAUGGAAUGACAGCAAUAAUAGCACCAAAACAUCUGACACACUAACUAGUCAUGUUUGUGGCAAUAAGCAUCCAGAACAUGCGUUUUAUGAGUUCACCUUCCGAAGAUUCUUUGAUGACAAUGGUUAUCCUUUUCGGUAUCCAAAACCCAUGGACAAUGGUGAGCCCAAACAGAAUCAGACAGAGAUGAGUCAGAGGAAUUCUGUUGACCAUGGUGAAAGCUAUCAGCCUGUAUAUGUUUAAAAUUUAUAUAUAACGUCUUAUGUGAAAUUUUUCUGUUAUGCCAUUUGAAACAGUGCAACACAGUAUAGAAAUGAAGAUUGAUUGUUGAAAACAGAAAGCACUUACUUUAUGGUAUAUUGUGCCCUCUAGGAAUGAUUGUUGAGUCCCUACUGCUGAAUGUGUUCUUUGAAAAAUGUGCGAUAUUUGACAUCAACAUUAAUUUUAAAGCAGAGAGUACAGCUCUGUAUAAAUAAUAAAUGACAACAAACUUUGAAUACAUCUGGAACAUUUAGACAGGAUUGCAAAUAUAUGGAGAAAACUGUAAGAGGUUUUCUGGCUACGUGCAAUAAUAUGUAAAUCAUUAUGUUUUUAUAUAAAGUGCAAUUGGUAACUGUAAGACAAUAAAAGUACAAUGAUCUUAUAAACAUUCUGUUAAUUUUAUAAUAAUCUAUAUUGAAAGGUCUGGAGCAAAUUGCAUAACACUUGAUGCUGCUUUAUGCCCUUGUAUGAUACAUACAAACUAUUUUUCAAUACAAACUGAGAGAAGGGUGCGUUGAUGAAUGGGUUAUGCAUCCGGGUAUGCUUUUAGUGUGUGGAACUGAAUGCAUGAACAGUAUUUUUUUUCUUCUCACUAAAGUCAGUUUAUGGAAUAUUUUUAAAACAGGCAGGUCCUGUAUGAGUUGAUUCAUUUAUAUGAAUUUUAAAAACAAUCAAGCUCUUUCUUGAGAAGCCAUUAUGUUAAUCUGCCUCUUUAGUACUGUCUGAGAUUUUGUUUCCUUGUGUGUUCUACAUAAGUUUUUCUUUUCUUCUAUUCACAAUUCAUACUUAUUUUAAGAUGUUAUCGCAGUCAAACUAGGUGCGAUUUUCAACCAUUUUACAAAUUAAUAUGGACACAGAAUGUUUUACCAUUAAUCAGUGUGAAGUUACUAUAGUCCAAUGAAAAUUAUGUUGUAAUAGUCUGAAAUUAAAAUUAUUGGUAGUUGUUAUUAGCCCAAGAAAGACCAUCCAAUGUAAUUGUUUAUAAAAGAAUUUUUUUCCUCAUCUGUAAUAACUGAGUGAGUUCUUAUGUAAUUAAUACAUUUCAUAGCUGCACUUAAUUAAUUGUAAUUUAUAUUGAUAUGCAAAAUUAUCAAGUUUAUCAUGUUUUCUAAUCAUUGGUGUUGCCUUAUUUCUGAAAUUAAUGUGACAUAAUCAAAGAAUAAUGGAUAUGUGUACUCAGUUCUGGAGGUGUGAUGUAAUAUCUCUCAACAGUUGAUAUGAAAAAUAGCUAUCAAAAAUAUGACGAAUGUUAACAUAAAAGAAAACUUGCAACAGUAGUCAAUUUGACUGUUAAAAUAUUAACAGAAUAACAUUCAGUAAAUUGUUAUCAGACCUAUUAUUGGACAAGUCAUAUCAUAAAACAUUCAGUUGUCAUUCCUUGGACAUUCGUUAACUAGAUUUGUAACACUUACUACCAUUCAACCAAUGAAUCUUUUUUUUGCUUUGUUUGUCAAUUUUUCAAAUAGAUGGGUAUGGAAAAUAGUUGGAAAGCUACAAUGGUAUGGGGGAAGGGCAGCAGGACAUUUGGAGAAGAGGUAACAUUAUUUAGAACAACAUUCUGUGUCAAAUUAAAAUGUAAGGAGGUUGAAUAUUAGAAGAUACUUCUGUUAUACAAUCAUCAUCAAAUAUGCCGGAAUCUGAUUUGGAAAGCUGGUCAAUAUUUAGAAUAAUUGCAUUUACAUUAAUUAUGACAAUUUUAUUUGGCUGUACAAUGUAUCAAGUGUUUUUUUUCUAAUUUUGAAAAACUUUGACUAUCUAUGCAAUGUGGAAAUACAAUUAGUAAAUGUCUUUGUAAACCUUUAGAGCACACAGUCGUCUAAAAUAAAAAGCAUAUGCUAUUCAAACUUUAUGAAAAAUGUUAUCUAUUUUGUAUGAACUUGUUUACAUUUCUAUACAUAGGUGUGUUCUGAACAUAUGAGAAUUAUUGUGUUGCUUGUUCCGUGACAGUCUCUUUUUCUCCAGUAUUAUUGGUUUUUUUUAACUUUGUCACACAUCCGCCAGAACUCCCGUUACAAUUUUCC